Messenger RNA from Serendipita indica DSM 11827, 1248 nucleotides. Lineage: Eukaryota; Fungi; Basidiomycota; Agaricomycetes; Sebacinales; Serendipitaceae. The record is from the annotation of a GenBank genome assembly.
AUGAUAGAUCGACUACUCCGACAUGCACGCAACACUCCCCUUCAUUUUUAUCUCGAUCUUCGCUCCGACGAUCCAGAGUCGCACUGGUGUACGCCGGCGAUGAUGGAGACCCUCGUCGGGGGAUAUAUCGUCCCCCGUAUGUCACAAGUGCAAAAGCUGACGUUUAUCGUCGAUAGGAUCAAAGUCGUCGACAGUAUAUAUACCUAUAUCGCCAGUACACCUGGCCCUAUCCUACGCGAGUUCAAGCUCGUCGCGGGCUACAUUGUCGACAUGGAACCGUUGUCAAUCAAAGAUACAUUCGGUCCCAGCCGGCAUUCUGCCCCCUUCUUUGGGGGACAUUAUCCUAGUCUAUCCUCCCUCGCGGUACACUAUGCGUCCAUUGACCAUGCUUCGUUUGAUAUACGGAACAUCAGCGAGCUUGAUCUCACUGGACAUAAAGUCAUACAUCCAGGACUAUUCAUGAGCAUCGUCGCGUCAGUCGCGCAACUCAAGGCGCUCACACUUCGCCAUACUGGCCCGGCAUUCGAGCCACAAACACCCAACUCUCCCGUCGCCAAUCUAGUCCACCUCGAAAAACUCGCACUCGGCGGGAUGGAUGCGGCGUACAUGCGGUACAUUCUUUCCCUCCUACGGUGCCCUAAUGUUCGCGAGUUUGGCCUCUCGACAAUUGCAGAACCUGACAUUGAAGGAGUGUGGUCGGCCAUCUCCGAACGUCAUCAACAGACUCAGUCCUUCCAACACGUAACGACCCUCCAGUUGUUUGAUAUAGCCGAACUCGCUGGAAUGUCACUUGGACGCCCGAGUGCGUAUACGGCUUUUAUCUCCUCGUUAUUCCGUCUUGAGGUGCUCAGGAUACGGAGGGUGUCACCGGCGUACAUCUCCAUCAUGUCCGCACAGAACGUCGACGCGGCACUCGUCUCGCUCCCCUCGCUCCAUGUCCUCGAGGUAUGCGGUCUUGUCGAAGACGUUGGAGGCUCGGACGACAGUGGGAGUCGUGGCUCUGCUGAGAUAGAGCCGGUGGCGAUCACGGAUCUGGCCAAACUUCUUAAGGACCUCUUUCACAGUCGGAAUGGGCUUUGGAAUGUUUCCAGAUUACACUUGGAUGGAGAUGAAUGGGAUAUGGCUGGCGAGGGGCGAAGAAAAAGAUUCCUCGAAGCCAUGGUCGCCCUUGGAGACGCGUGUCCACGCAUUUGCUGGGAUGCUCGCACUGUAUUUUUCAAUGACUAUUACGACUCGGAGGAGAUUUAG